UUGAUAUUAAGCUAGGCCCCAAGGAGCUAGCAUAUUAUUCGUACGUCUAUAUAAAGAGUCCGGGAUGGUGCAUCAGAUCAAAAUGAGCAUAUACCAUAAACACAUGAUCAUGAUGACAAAAACCAAAAGCUCUCCAGUAUUAGGAUUGCUAAUAUUAGGGUUAUUGGUAGGCUUGCUAGAUUAUGAUUAUAUUGAAGCAAUCGUCGAGCCUGAUUACCCUUUCUUACCUUUUGAGAUUCAGACCACUCAUUUUCCACCUGACUUCUAUUUUGGAACAGCUAUCGCUGCUUAUCAAGUCGAAGGAGCAUACAACAAAAGCGGUAAAGGACCCAGCAUCUGGGAUACAUUUACGCAUGAGCAUCCAGAAAGAAUAGUAGAUGGAAGCAAUGGAGACGUUGCUGUCGAUUUUUAUAACAAGUACAGAGAAGAUAUCAGGCUAAUGAGUAACGAGCUUGGAAUGAAUGCUUUCAGAUUCUCCAUUUCAUGGCCAAGAGUAAUCCCUAGUGGAAGAGUUUCUGAAGGAGUAAAUGAAGAAGGGAUUGCAUUUUACAAUAGAGUCAUCGAUGAAGCAAGAAUGAAUGGAUUGGAGCCUUUUGUGACCAUAUUUCAUUGGGAUGUUCCUCAAGCUCUAGAAGACAAGUAUGGUGGCUUCUUGAGCCCUAGAAUAGUGAGUGAUUACAAGGAUUUCGCAGAACUUUGCUUUGAAAGAUUCGGGGAUCGAGUGAAGCAUUGGAUAACACUGAAUGAACCAUAUGAGUUUAGUAUGGGAGGGUAUGAAGCUGGUAAUUCUGCACCAGGGAGGUGUUCACAUUGGGUGAAUAGGGCAUGCACUGACGGAGACUCAUCCACUGAACCUUAUAUCGUCGGCCAUCAUCUCAUCCUCUGUCAUGCUGAGGCUGUCAGAUUGUACAGGAGAAAGCCCUGGACAUCAGGGUCGAUUGGCAAGAUUGGAAUAACUCUCGAUGUGACGUGGUUUCUACCUCUUACCAAUAGCUUAGAUGAUAUUGAAGCUGCUCAUCGCAGCAUUGAUUUCAAAUUUGGCUGGUUUAUGGAUCCCAUCAACUACGGUCAAUAUCCACUAUCGAUGAGGACUUUAGUUGGUGCAAGAUUGCCCGAAUUUACGUGGGAGCAAAAACAGAUAGUGAAAAACUCCUAUGAUUUUAUCGGCAUUAACUCAUACACUUCCACGUAUGCUUCUUCCAAUUUCACUCCCGAUCCUUUUCCAACCCAUAUUAGGGCUUCAACUGAUCCGCGUGUUAGUUUAACCUAUUACAAGAAUGGGAACCCCAUAGGUGAACAGGGUACCCCAGACUGGUUGUUUGUGUACCCAAAAGGAAUCCUGGAUAUACUGACAUAUACCAAACAUACCUACAAAGAUCCACUUAUCUAUAUCACCGAAAACGGAAUCGGUGAUGCCGUGAAUCUCACUCGUCAAGAAACAAUCAAGGAUAAGUGGAGGAUAGACUACCAUGGAGGUCAUCUUUACUAUCUCCGUCGAGCCAUUUGUGAGUACAAGGUCAGGGUGAAAGGCUAUUUUGUUUGGACAUUAACAGAUAACCUUGAAUGGGCAAACGGAUUUAGUGUCAGAAUGGGGUUGUAUAGUGUCGACCGCAGCAGCAAAGAAUUGACAAGAACUCCAAAAGGGUCAGCCGAGAGGUUUCAUUACUUCCUGAUGAAACGUGACCGUCAGGGUAAUGGCGGCGUCGCUCCUAUUCCUCUGGAAGAUACAUGCUACAUACCUAUACCAAUAAGACCCCCACCCCCAGUGGUGGCUGCCAACGGUACCAAGGUUGCACAUGAUGAGCUAUAAUAAAAUUAUAGCUUGUAUUUUUACUAUUGUACCCAAAAAUAAGUUGUUAAAUUUCUGUCCAUUCCACCUGCAUGGUUUGCUUCACACUACAAAAAAAUAACGAGUUUGGAACAGAUUUAGCACAAAUCUUUUCCAAAGAUUUGGUAAAGCCAUGGCAUUUUUUUUCCAGUAUAUGUACUUUCACUGUUAGGUAUUAUGUGUAUGUGUAUGUGUAUGUGUAUGUGUA
Cuscuta epithymum is the source of this 2036-nucleotide messenger RNA. The record is from the annotation of a GenBank genome assembly. NCBI's taxonomy places the organism in Eukaryota, Viridiplantae, Streptophyta, Magnoliopsida, Solanales, Convolvulaceae.